Molecule: messenger RNA, 738 nt
Organism: Monosiga brevicollis MX1
Lineage: Eukaryota; Choanoflagellata; Craspedida; Salpingoecidae
Exons: 6
Coding region: 1-738 (245 amino acids)
Biological process (GO): mRNA cis splicing, via spliceosome
Cellular component (GO): cytosol; spliceosomal complex
Source: RefSeq, a predicted model, not a curated record
AUGGCCAAGCGCUUGGACGUGCUCACCCCGCUCGAGUCGGCAACCAGUCUCCUGGAGCUGGACGGCGUUCAGCUGUUCCUCGGAACCGAAACACAUGGUACCGGUAAACUCUCCAUCACCGAUGUCGACGUUGCUUGGUGGUCCGCCGAUCGCAAUUAUGGGUAUGCGGUCAAUUACCCGGAUCUGAUGCUGCAUGCCGUGUCGCGUGAUGUGGAACGAUUUCCCGAGCCCUGUGUCUUUUGCUACUUGGAUCUGGAAGGCGAUGAUGCGUCUGAAGUUGGUGAGUCUCGCCUGCGCGAGGUGUUGUUCAUGCUUCCUCAGUGUGGCUCACGUAUUGCGACCCCUUUUACAAAAGAUGAAACCGUGUCGGGUGAGGCCGAGAUGCGCUUUGUGCCCGCCGAUGCCAACCAACUUGAUGCCAUCUACACGGCCAUGUGCCAGGGACAGGCAGCCAACCCAGACAUGAACGGCGAUGAUGAUGAUGACGACGAUGUUGCAGAACCUGAAGGCUUUGAUCCGGCCUCUGUUGGUCUGGACGGGGCUGGGGCCAUUACGGUGCUGGAUGGCGGUGAAAACGGUGUUGAUGGAUCUGACGAUGAAAUGCUGCCCAUGGCUGGUGGCCUGGCCAGUCGAGAGCUCAACGAUGUCGGACAGGCCAACUUCGAUCGCAUCGCAGCCGGUCUGCUGGAUGGCAUGGCGGGCGAGGACGAGGCGGACAUGUUCGAGGAUGCCGACUGA